AGGCUGUAAGAUAGAAAAAGGCAAAAAGAAAACUACCCGAGUGAUCAUAAUGACAAAGGUCCGUUACAAUUGGCUGGCGGGUUCCACGAGUCUUCUUCUCUUCUCAACUCUCCCUCCUUUUCUCUGCAAAAACCCUGCACAGAAGAAGAGGACAUGGACCCCUCCGCAACCCCUCUUCUGCUUCCCCCUCCCUCUCUGACACCUCCCUGACUGCAAUCACAAAUCUCUAUACAUCAAUAUUCCCUUCUUUUUUUUUUGUUAAAAAAAACCCGAACAUGUCUCAGUUUCCGUCCAUCUUCUUCAAAAAACAAUAAAAUACUCAAAAUCGCAGUUCCAAUAUCAACCGUCAGAUUCAAGUUCCCACCAUGGUUUCUAUUCUGUACAUUUCUCAUACAUCUGUGACCACCGCUUUCUCCGUGCACUGAAAAGAACCACUGAUCCACAAAACAAUGCCCUCUCCUUCUAGAAUUAUUACACAAUCACCAUGAAAACCACACCGUUUCAUCUCUUGAUCAAACUUGCUUUCCUUUCUCCUUGCUAUGGGCUGUGGAGGAUCUAAGGUGGAUGAUUUACCACUAGUAACUCUCUGCAGAGAGCGCAAAGAAGAAAUCAAAGCUGCUUCCGACCACCGCUACGCUCUCGCUGCUGCACACGUGGCUUAUUUCCAUUCACUCAGGGAAGUCGGCGACGCGAUUCGCCGAUUUGUCGAUGAAGGGCUCGUGAUCGCCUCUUCCUCUACUUCUCCUGCCUCUCCCGUACUAACAUUACCGCCUCGCGAAGGAAAAUCCAGGCACAAAUCGAAGGAUUCCUCUGCUUCAACCUCACUUUCGCACUCUGCAGACAGCAAAAGUAAAGACGACGAGGUUGAAGAUUCGCAUUUGCAUUUGUCUUCCGGGUCGGAUACCGAAUCGGACUCAUCGGGUCAUAUCCGCUUUCAUGACACCCCUGAAGAGGAAGAAGAAGCCGUAAGAGAGGUGCCUCCAACCUCUUACAAUAAUAAUUUUACUGAUUAUCAACAACCUCAAGGAAAUUGGGGCUUUCCUAAUUAUUCAGGAGAUAACCCGUACUAUAACCAGUACCCGUAUCCAUACCCGCAUGAGAAUUCGUAUUCUAAUACGUUUUAUAUGAAAAGGUCUGCUACCCCGGCCAAAAAGGUGGUGUAUGAGGACCCGUCUGUAAAUGGGUCUUCGGGUUAUUAUGGAGGUGGGUAUUUUGGGUACCCGAUGAUGGGAUCGCCCGCAAGACAGCCAUCUCCCGAAAAGCCACCACCGGUGCCACCAUCGCCACCGAAAGUGUCGACAUGGGAUUAUUUCAACGUGUUUGAUGCAUACGAUAAUGGUGGGAGUGGUGGGUAUCCGGGUUAUUAUCCCAAUGCGAGAUACGGGUAUGGGUCGAGUACCAGUAGCCUGGAUUCGAAGGAGGUGAGGGAGAGAGAAGGGAUACCUGAUUUGGAAGAUGAAGCGGAGCAAGAAGCGAUGAAAGAGGUUCAUAAAGAGAAGAAGAAAGCGAUGAAAGAGGUUCAUAAAGAGAAGAAGAAAGCGAGUGAAGACAUGGAUUUGAAUGGGAAAAUGAAAUUUAAUGAGGAAAUGAAGAGGAAUUACGGAGAGGGUACUUCAAAAUCUGGGCAUAUUGCAAGUAGUAGUGAGAGUUUAGAGUCAAUUAAGGGUAAAGGAAUUAAGAGCAGUAUGAGUCCGGAUACAAUUCAGAGUCCUGAUAGCAUUGUAUCGAAGAGUCCCGGAGAGGGGACUGUGAGGAAAAAGGGGGUCACUUUUGAGGUUGAAGAUGCAUCUAAUGUAACAAUGGAUGUUGAGUCUUCAAAGCAUAGUAGUGUUGCUACUUCUACUACUACAUUGUCGGCUCAUGGCACAAGGGAUCUUCAAGACGUGGUCAAGGAAAUCAGCGAUGAGUUUGAGACUGCUUAUGAUUAUGGGAAAGAGGUUGCAUUAAUGCUUGAGGUGAGCAAGUUGCCUUACCAACACCAGCGAAGAAGUACCCUGCUUAAAGUGAUUCUUUCCAGGAUCCUGUAUUUGGGGUCUUCCCACCCUCCUGCAAGGCCAUCAGCACGCAUUUCUUCUAGGACAAUGAAAUUGGCUAAAGCUUAUGCUGCCGAACCUGGAAAUGACUUUGACCCAAGGCACAGAAACCUUUCAUCUACUCUACAGGAAAUUUAUGCUUGGGAGAAGAAACUAUACAAGGAAGUGAAGGAUGAAGAGCGGCUACGAGUCAUGUAUGAAAAGCAGUGCAAAAGGUUAAAAAUAUUGGAUGACCGUGGAGCUGAGUCUAGUAAAAUUGAUGCUACACAGGCUUCAGUAAGAAAAUUGCUGACAAAAAUCAAUGUUUGUAUCCGAGCUGUUGAUGCUAUAUCUAGUAAGAUACACAGGUUGAGGGAUGAAGAAUUGGAGCCUCAGAUCACUAAAUUGAUUCACGGAUUGAUAAGGAUGUGGAAGUCCAUGCACAAAUGUCACCAGAAGCAGUUCCAAGCUAUCAUGGAAAGCAAAGUUCGCUCUCUUAAGGCACAGAGAGAUUCUGGUUUGAAAGCCACGGUUGAACUUGAAAUGGAGCUUAUCAAUUGGUGCACCUGCUUUAACAACUGGAUUAAUACCCAAAAAUCUUAUGUUGGGUCAUUAAAUAGGUGGCUUUUAAGGUGUCUUAACCAGGAACCUGAAGAAACCCCUGAUGGGAUUGCGCCAUUUUCCCCAAGUAGGAUUGGUGCUCCGCCUAUUUUUGUAAUUUGCAAUGAUUGGUACCAGGCAAUAGGUAGGGUUUCUGAGGAGGGAGUUGAAAAUGCGAUGCUUGGUUUUGCUUCAAGUUUGCAUCAGUUGUGGGAACGGCAAGGUGAGGAGCAACGACAGAGGAUCAAAGCAGAGUACCUUACAAAGGAUUUUGAGAAACGGCUUAAAACCCUACGUAUGGAGAAGGAAAGGAUCGAGCAUGAGCAUGAUGCAUCAUUAGAUAAAAGUACGUCAAAGGUUCCUUCAGAUAGUGGAAUCUCACCGCUAGAUGAUCUGAAGGUGGAUUUGGAUUCAAUGAGGAAGAAAUUGGAAGAAGAGAGAGCAAGGCACAAGGAAGCGGCCAAAUUAGUUCAUGAUGCAGCUUCUAGUAGUUUACAAGCAGGUUUGGUCCCAAUUUUUGAGGCUUUGGGCAGCUUCACUUCAGAAUUUUUGAAAGCUCAUGAAGAAAUUAGGCUUCAAGAUGCUGGACGCCCAUAGGAAAUGCAUCAGCAUGUUUUACCUGGAUCACUUAUAAUCGAUCCGUAGGAAAGGAAAAAAAACAAAUAUACCAAUAGAGAUUAGGCACAAUGGGUUGAAGAACCACUUAGAUAACACAAUGAAGUAGAAUUGCUUAUAGAAAUUUGUGAGGUCAAACGUUGUUUCCUUUACAAUUGGUUCUUCCCUAACCCUUGAAUAGAUAUGUAGGAAAUUUUGUACAGAAAUUCAUUUAUUGGUUGAUUGGUUGUUGGUGGAUGUACCUGGUGUAGCUGGACUGGAUGGAGGAUUCAGAUGGUUUAUGUAUGUAGACUUUUUGAUGUAGGAAAAAAACGUAAUUUUUUUCAUUGAAGUACUUGGUAAUGAAAUUGAGGAGCUCUACUCAUUUUUGUUCCUA
Molecule: messenger RNA, 3603 nt
Organism: Populus trichocarpa (black cottonwood)
Lineage: Eukaryota; Viridiplantae; Streptophyta; Magnoliopsida; Malpighiales; Salicaceae
Product: nitrate regulatory gene2 protein
Exons: 4
Coding region: 540-3209 (889 amino acids)
Source: RefSeq, a predicted model, not a curated record